Molecule: messenger RNA, 1059 nt
Organism: Echinococcus granulosus
Lineage: Eukaryota; Metazoa; Platyhelminthes; Cestoda; Cyclophyllidea; Taeniidae
Product: RING-H2 finger protein ATL1B
Exons: 5
Coding region: 1-1059 (352 amino acids)
Cellular component (GO): cytoplasm; nucleoplasm
Source: RefSeq, a predicted model, not a curated record
AUGAACCUUCGUAGACGCAGCAUCCCCCCACCCAUUCCAUUUUCGCCAUCCUCUCGUCGAGCGAUUCACUAUUUAGAUUAUUUGCCAGUUACUACAGUUCGAGUCCGAAAUUUUAAUCAGGGUGGUUCGGCAGAAGACAAUCCUCAAGAAUGUCCUCCUUCUGGUAGUUUCUCCGAUAAAUCGCCUUCUAACACUGCAAACAAUGCUUCAAAAAUUGCAGAUUCUUCAAAAGCAUCAGACAGUGCACUUGAGUAUUCCCUUUGCAUAGAUCGCAAAGCCGAAUGUCGUUUGCGGCACCUGAUACCACUACAGCCUUUACGCGUUGGACCUAACGCGGAAUACGAGUCGGGACACAAGUUGCGGCACCUGCCAUGCGGCCACGGCUUUCAUCGUGAGUGCAUUGACACGUGGCUAGGAACGGCGGAAACUUGCCCUAAGUGCCGCAAAAAUGUGGUUGGUUGCCUACGUCGCCUACAGACGAAGGAGGCUCACAUGCGCUCUCAGUCUCUCACCAAGCCACUUCCCUCUCUCCGCGUCCCCUCAAUCCCCUCAUCUGGCACCACCGACUCUUCAACUACAAAACCGCAUUGUCCAGUUUUGGUGAACCACACGCGCUCGAGUAUUCUGCGCACCCAACUAGCUGAGCAGCGUCGCGCAGCCGAGGCACAGUCUACAUCGGCAUCGAUACCGAUUUCGGCACCACGAGCGCAUGGGACAGUCAGUGUCAAACCAAGUGGGCAGGCCAGCAAGCCGCCGCUGCCCCCCAUUGCUUCCAUCCAGCCGUCCAAAGUCAAAGGAGACAUGGAAUCCAUUAGCCUAGCCACUAUCAGUACCACAUCCGCCGCCACUACUGCUCCCGAUUCUGACGCCACAGCUGACGCGCCUAAUAUUACCGUUCCGCUGCCAUUGCAACCCAUACAGCGUACCCUUUUCGUUGAGAAUAGGAAGGAAAAUGGAGAAGUGUGUCAGGAAGCGCGUAAAAAGGCGGUAGAAGCAGCCUUGAAGCGCUACGAGUGUGCCCGACAAAGUUUUUGCGAAAACUUUUACCAGGAGAAGUAG